GGGGUGACCGAGGUGGCGGGAGCGCAGGAUGGCGGCCACAGCCUACGAGCAGCUGAAGCUGCAUAUCACACCCGAGAAGUUUUAUGUGGAAGCUUGCGAUGACGGAGCAGACGACGUGCUGACCAUUGACCGCGUAUCCACAGAAGUGACCCUCGCAGCCAAGAAAGAUGUUCCUCCUUCAGCUGUCACAAGACCAAUAUUCGGCGUACUGGGCACAAUUCAUCUGGUGGCAGGUAAUUAUCUCAUUGUCAUUACCAAAAAGAUAAAAAUUGGUGAAUUUUUCAAUCAUGUAAUCUGGAAAGCAACAGAUUUCGAUGUCCUUUCUUAUAAGAAGACAAUGUUGCACUUAACUGAUAUUCAGUUGCAAGAUAAUAAAACGUUCCUAGCCAUGUUAAACCAUGUCUUGAGUGUGGAUGGAUUUUAUUUUUCAACGACGUACGAUUUGACACAUACUUUGCAGCGCCUAUCCAACACCAGUCCAGAAUUUCAAGAAAUGAGUCUCUUGGAAAGGGCAGAUCAGCGGUUUGUGUGGAACGGUCAUCUUCUGAGAGAGCUUUCUGCUCAGCCAGAGGUGCAUCGCUUUGCUCUCCCUGUGUUACAUGGCUUUAUUACUAUGCACUCCUGUUCAAUUAAUGGAAAGUACUUUGAUUGGAUUCUCAUCUCGAGGAGAAGUUGUUUCAGAGCUGGUGUUCGCUAUUACGUGAGAGGAAUUGAUUCUGAAGGCCAUGCAGCUAACUUCGUAGAAACAGAACAAAUUGUGCACUACAAUGGGAGCAGGGCUUCGUUUGUGCAGUCUCGAGGAUCAAUACCUGUUUUUUGGUCCCAAAGACCAAACCUCAAGUACAAACCAAUUCCACAGAUCAACAAAGUGGCAAAUCACAUGGAUGGCUUCCAAAGGCAUUUUGACUCACAAGUGAUUAUUUAUGGAAAGCAGGUCAUAAUCAAUCUGGUAAACCAGAAGGGUUCAGAGAAGCCACUUGAACAAGCGUUUGCAUCAAUGGUGUCUUCCUUGGGAAGUGGAAUGAUCAGAUACAUUGCUUUUGAUUUCCAUAAGGAAUGUAAAAAUAUGAGAUGGGAUCGCCUGAGUAUUCUGUUGGAUCAGGUAGCAGAAAUGCAAGAUGAGUUAAGUUAUUUCCUAGUGGACUCUGCGGGCCAGGUGGUGACCAGCCAGGAGGGCGUGUUCCGCAGCAAUUGCAUGGACUGUCUGGACAGAACCAACGUGAUCCAGAGCCUGCUAGCUCGCCGUUCGCUUCAGGCCCAGCUUCAGAGACUAGGCGUUUUGAACGUGGGACAAAAGCUUGAAGAACAACAAGAAUUUGAGAAGAUUUACAAAAAUGCCUGGGCUGACAACGCAAAUGCCUGUGCCAAACAGUAUGCGGGAACCGGUGCCUUGAAGACUGACUUCACCAGAACUGGGAAGAGAACUCAGUUGGGACUUAUAAUGGAUGGCUGGAACUCACUAAUACGAUAUUACAAGAACAACUUUUCAGAUGGAUUUAGACAAGAUUCCAUAGACUUAUUUCUUGGAAACUAUUCAGUGGAUGAAUUAGAAUCUCAUAGUCCUUUAAGCGUUCCAAGGGAUUGGAAGUUCCUGGCCUUGCCUAUCAUCAUGGUUGUUGCCUUUUCAAUGUGCAUUAUCUGUUUGCUUAUGGCUGGUGACACUUGGACGGAAACACUGGCAUAUGUGCUCUUCUGGGGAGUUGCAAGCAUUGGAACAUUUUUAAUUAUUCUCUACAAUGGCAAAGAUUUUGUUGAUGCUCCCAGAUUGGUCCAGAAAGAAAAGAUAGACUGAAUUUGUGUUUGUGGAAAGCGGCUUGGCUUGGAAGAUUCCACGAUGCAGAGCUGGAGUCUUUACUGACCCACUUUCCACAGCAGCCUGAGGUCUGGUUAGAGCCUUUCCCAGCAGCCUCCCUGCCCCGUGCUCUGUGUGGGCUGACGGUCUAGAAUUGUUCCGAUAUUAUUGCCUGGAUGAUCUCUUUACUGUUGGCGUGGUUAUAAUUUGAAGCUAUGUUGUAAUUAAAAUGUACCCGAAUUCAGCUCACAAUGGAAGGAAUCUACACAUUGUCAGCUUAAUCAACUGCUGCAGAAAUAAGUAAUAUAUUUUAAACAUUUAGCUUCUUUCAUUAUUUAAAACAGCAAAAUUAUUUUUCUAGCAUAGUUGUCAUUGUAGAAGCUGUCACUGUUGGCAAACGUACUUUUCCACAUACCUUAAGAAAAGCUUAACAAUAAGGUAACUCUACUGCGCUUAUAAAACGCAGGCCCCUUACAGACCCCGUGUAGCCUGCGCUGUGGUCUGUGACCUCAUGAGUGGGGAAGAGGCGCACAUGGUCUGGGGUCUGCGCUGUUUCUGGUGGGCCACCUCGUGACCUCAGCUCGAGCUGCUGCAGCGCGCCAGCAGUUCAGGUCCAGUGGAAGAGCUCAGAUAUGCUUUAUCUUUUUUAAAAGGUGUAAAUGAAAUCAAAGAAUGUAAAGUCUCUCUCUUAUGCUAAAGGUCCAAAGCCUUCUCGUUUUAAGGACUGUGUCCCAGGUGGAGAGUCCCCUGGGCUGGCCAGCUGCAGCCUCCCGUCCGUUCUGGACUCUGCAGGCCU
Messenger RNA from Ochotona princeps (American pika), 2588 nucleotides. It is a transcript of the gene SACM1L, whose product is annotated as SAC1 like phosphatidylinositide phosphatase. Lineage: Eukaryota; Metazoa; Chordata; Mammalia; Lagomorpha; Ochotonidae. Gene Ontology annotation, biological process: phosphatidylinositol dephosphorylation. The record is from RefSeq and is a predicted model, not a curated record. Bases 29 to 1792 code for a protein of 587 amino acids. Gene Ontology annotation, cellular component: endoplasmic reticulum. The transcript has 20 exons. Gene Ontology annotation, molecular function: phosphatidylinositol-4-phosphate phosphatase activity.